Messenger RNA from Dictyostelium discoideum AX4, 1269 nucleotides. RefSeq lists its product as hypothetical. The coding region runs from base 1 to 1269 and encodes 422 amino acids. Gene Ontology annotation, molecular function: hydrolase activity, acting on carbon-nitrogen (but not peptide) bonds; hydrolase activity. The transcript has a single exon. Lineage: Eukaryota; Evosea; Eumycetozoa; Dictyosteliales; Dictyosteliaceae. The record is from RefSeq and is a predicted model, not a curated record.
AUGGAAGUUGAUCAAUUAAUAAAAUGGAGAAGAGAAUUACAUUCAUUUCCUGAACUUGGAUGGACAGAAUUUGUUACAACAUCAAUAUUAGUUAGAGAAUUAAAAUUAAUGGGAUAUGAACCAUUAUUAGGUGAAUCAAUAAUUAAUACAAAAUUUGUAAGAGGUAGAAAGAAAGAUGAUGUUGAAAAAGCAAUUAAAAUGGCAAUUGAUAAAGGAGUUGAUAAAGAAUUAUUGGAUAAAAUGAAUGGAUUUACUGGAUGUGUCGCAAUUUAUGAUUCAGGAAAACCAGGUCCAACUGUUUCAUUAAGAUUUGAUAUUGAUUGUGUUGGUGUUCAAGAGACUGAUAAUGAAAAUCAUUUACCAUUAAUCAAUGGUUUCAAAUCAAAAAAUCAAAAUCAAAUGCAUGCAUGUGGUCAUGAUGGUCAUAUGACAAUUGGUUUAGGUAUUGCAAAAUGGUUAAAACAACAACAAGAGAAUUCAUUAUGUGGUCGUGUUAAAUUAUUAUUUCAACCAGCAGAAGAAGGUGUAAGAGGUGCACAAGCAAUGGCAGAAAGUGGAAUUGUUGAUGAUUGUAGUUACUUUUUAGCCUCACAUAUUGGUUUUAUAGCAAAGAGUGGUGAAGUUGUUGUGAACCCCUCUAAUUUCCUUUGUACAACUAAAUAUGAUUUUAGAUUUAAAGGUUUAUCAAGCCAUCCUGGUAAAGAUCCACAUGUUGGUAUAAAUGCAUUGGCUGGUUGUUGUACUGCCGCUACUCAAUUAUUAGCAAUUCCAAGACAUGGUAAAGGUAUGUCACGUAUUAAUGUUGGAGUAAUUCGUGCGGGUGAAGCUAGAAAUGUAAUACCAGCCUAUGGAGAAUUACAAGUUGAAGUUAGAGGUGAAACUGAAGAAAUCAAUACUUUUAUGUGUCAACAAGCAGAGAGAUUAGUAAAAGGUGUUGCAUUAGGAUAUGGAUUGGAUUUAGAAAUUGAAAUUAUGGGUGAAGCCGUAGAUUUAACAAAUGAUAAAGAAAUGGUUCAAUUACUAUCAGAUGUUUCAAAAUCAAAUAAUCAAACCGUUAUUGAACAACGUUCAUUUGGUGGUAGUGAGGAUGCAACUAUUUUAGGUCGUAGAGUACAAAAAAUUAAUAAUGGAAAAGCAAUUUACUUUGUCUUGGGUUCUGAUUUAAAAGGUACUCAUCAUCAAUCUGAUUUUGAUUUUGAUGAAUCAAUUUUACCAAUUGGUGUUAAAAUUUAUACUGAUUGUUUGUUAAAAUUAAUUUCUAAAAAAUAA